Molecule: messenger RNA, 638 nt
Organism: Zymoseptoria tritici IPO323
Lineage: Eukaryota; Fungi; Ascomycota; Dothideomycetes; Mycosphaerellales; Mycosphaerellaceae
Exons: 3
Coding region: 62-610 (182 amino acids)
Source: RefSeq, a predicted model, not a curated record
UCAAAGCAGCCCCACAGUACCGGACAGCACGCACACAGUUCAAGGAACAAAGAAAGCAAACAUGCCACACCAAGACCCAGAAAUCUACCACACCACACCAACCCCCCACUGCCCAAACUCCACCCUCCCGGUCCUCGUAUACCGCAACGUCCUCCCCUCACCCAUAACCGUCGACUCCAUCACCGAAUUCUUCGCUCAGAACGAAUGGCACAGAGGCGGCGUGUUCAAGCACUACCCGACCGCACAUUUCCACUCAAACACGCAUGAGUGCUAUGCUGUGCUAAGUGGCGAGACAGAAUGUCUCUACGGCGUAGGACCCCUCGACUCCCCUUCCACCUCUCCAGGCGUGACAUUCAGCCUCUCGGCCGGCGACAUCGCCGUUCACGCCGCGGGAGUCGCGCACCGGAAUGUAGCGAGCAGUCCCGACUACGAGUAUGUCGGAGUUUACCCCAAAGGCUCUCCGAAGUGGGACAAUAAUUUCUGCAAGGCCGAUCCGGAUACGACGAAGGAGAUUACUGCGAAGACCGAGGGAGUGCCUGUGCCGGCAUUUGACCCGGUUUAUGGGAGAGGUGGGCCGCUGGUGAGGCUUUGGAGCGGGGCGCAGAAGUGAGGUAUCGUUACGCCGGUCAUGCUGGCGG